This is a messenger RNA of Rhagoletis zephyria (snowberry fruit fly), 7910 nucleotides long. It is a transcript of the gene cno, whose product is annotated as adherens junction formation factor afadin. NCBI's taxonomy places the organism in Eukaryota, Metazoa, Arthropoda, Insecta, Diptera, Tephritidae. Gene Ontology annotation, molecular function: cell adhesion molecule binding. Gene Ontology annotation, biological process: regulation of protein localization; signal transduction. The record is from RefSeq and is a predicted model, not a curated record. Gene Ontology annotation, cellular component: adherens junction.
AUAUCCGAAUGUCGUCAAGUAUUUGAAUCAUAGCCGUGGAACAACUGUGUCUAGCUCUAAAUCCGGACUGGAACGGGGACAAUAACCUAAAUUUCUCAAGAUGGACAUAUAUUUGUUCAGACAUCAAAGACUCAAGUACUUUAGACAAGACAGGCAAGAUACUAAUAGGACGAAAAUCACAAGGACUACAUGCAAAUUUAUUUUUAGCUACCGGAAUCACAGUUGCAACCUUCCAUGCGUCAGGGAAACAAGAGGUGGUGAAGCAAUGAUUGACAAUAUGAGUCAAGGAUUACCCAAGCGCUCUCCCGAACACGGCAGGCAAAUGCGCCCAACACUGCCACUGACUAGUUCGCAAGAUUUUAGUAGCUAAGCAGAAAUGACACACGAUAGAAAAAUGCUCGAUCGAGAAGCCGUACGCUCUGUCAUCCAGCAAUGGAAUGCGAACCGCUUGGAUUUGUUCGCUUUAUCCGAGCCUGACGAGAACCUGCUAUUUCAUGGCGUCAUGCGGUUUUAUUUCCAAGAUGCUGGACAAAAAGUCGCUACCAAAUGCAUUCGUGUGGCCUCUGACGCCACUGUCUCAGAUGUUAUUGAUACCCUAAUCGAAAAAUUUCGUCCCGACAUGCGUAUGCUGUCAGUGCCAAACUACGCCCUCUAUGAGGUACAUGCGAAUGGCGAAGAGCGCCGCUUGAACCCUGACGAAAAGCCUUUAUUGGUGCAGUUAAAUUGGCAUAUCGAUGAUCGUGAAGGUCGUUUCUUGCUCAAGAAUAUUGACCAAAAAACUACGCCAAUCGAACAGUCAGAUAUGAAUUUCAAACGAAAACUUUCUAAGAGGGAAAAGAAAGAACAAAAAAAGAAAGAAAAACUCGCAAAAUUAAAUUCUGAAUCGACAUCUGGCGGCUUUAACGGAGGAAUUGCUAACGAUUGUAGAGAGGGUGAAACUCAAGUGGCUGGAAAACUUUACACCGAACUGCCAGAGACGUCAUUUACUCGUUCGAUUUCCAAUCCAGAAGCUGUUAUGCGUCGGCGACGACAACAAAAGCUUGAGAAGAAGUUGCAGCAAUUCCGAUCACGUGAUGGCGGGCCUGACACCGGUGGGACGCUAAAGAUUUACGGCGAGAGCCUAUGUCAAGAUGUUCCGUACAAAACGUUAUUACUUUCUAUACGCGACUGUGCUCAGGCCGUCGUUCGGGAAAUGUUGUCAAAAUAUGGUCUGGACAAAGCUGAUCCUUUACACUAUUGUUUGGUGCAGGUGAAUAGCGAUGGAACGGAAUACAUUCUCGACGAUGAUGAAUGUCCGCUCUCCAUACUGAUGAACCACCCAACAUCACGAGGCUCUAUUAUGUUCCACGUGAGGCGCCGGCCAGCGGACUCUCAACCGCGUCGACGUAAGAAGAAGCCGUUGGGUGCCUCUAAUGGGACCAACAGCAUAUCCAGCGAUCGAGAAGGGGCAGUGCUAGUGGAGGUAACGCACAGUGGCGAUGGAGGACGUCGUAUUAAACUCGGCAGUGACCCAAUAGAGGUUGGAUCAGCUAAUACGAAUUCGCUGCAGCUGUUUGGGCCAUCAAUUCAGCCACGUCAUUGUCUAAUUUCGUUGUUGGAAGGUGUUUGUACUGUGACCCCAUUACAUACUGAUGCCCUGACCUUUGUCAAUGGCCAUCACAUAACACAACCUACUAUUUUGCAUAACGGUUCUGUCGUGAUGUUUGGACGCGUGGCUUCAUAUAGAUUUGUGGAUUCGCCAACGGAUGGGCGUUACAACCUGGCAUUAUCACAAUCUCAAUUGGAUUCGGCUUGUCUUUACGAAAGUCGCUCGCCAACUUCGCCUGGGUUAUGGAAAGAUGAGGAUGGCGCAUUAAGCUCUGUACACCAGAAUGAAAGUCGAGGUACCAGUCACCACAGUGGAGAUGGUGUUGCAGGUUUAAGUAUCACCGAGCAUUCGUUGGGCUCGCGCGACCAAGAUGAGAGCAAAUCGCGUACCAACGACCAUCAAAGUCACUCUGGCAGCACAACCUUUGACGACCAAAGCAUUGAGGGCAACUUGGAAAAUGAAACUAAGUCAAUUUCAAGCUUGAAGUCUGGCGGCUCGAACAGCCAGGAAAGGUCGCCGAAAACUGCGAGCGGCUCAGAGAGUCAGGGACAAGAAGCAAUUUUGCCUGCCGUCUUGGAAUUUCCAGAAACACAUCAGGAACUUUUCCUUAGACACAUUAUAACCGAGUUGGAUGUAAAUGUGCCUCACUUCAAACUGGCGCCAGUGUACUCACUAUAUUUGUGUGCGAGGUAUCGUGCUUCGACUCAUUACCGUCCGGAACUGCAGCCGACUGAACGAGCCCAUAAAUUAACAAUAUUCCUACACCAUGUCGCAAAUUUGAUUUACACUGUUGUACAAGAACAAUAUUCUGAUGCACGUAUUUUAGCCUUUUGGAUGGCUAACAGUUCGGAAUUUCUUCACUUUCUAAAGUCAGAUCGUCAUAUUAGUGCAUUUAGUGUGCAAGCUCAAGAAGUGUUGGCGGAAAGUGUCCAAACAGCAUUUCGUAACCUGGUGAAUUGUUUCCGCUUGGAAUUGUCACAAACCUUGAAUCAGUUCCUUUCGGAAACCAUUGACCAUGACUCGGCCGCGGGAUUGGUGCUGACAGUACUUGGUUCCGCAAUGGCACUAUUGCGUCGUUGCCGCGUGAAUGCAGCUCUAACAAUCCAACUAUUUAGCCAGCUUUUCCAUUACAUCAAUGUGAUUUGCUUUAAUACGAUUGUGGCUAACUCGCACAUGUGUACUGCAGAAUGGGGCAAAGUUAUGUUGGAACGGCUUCAACUUCUGGAACUAUGGGCUGAGCGCCAAGGACUGGAACUUGCUGCUGAUUGCCAUUUGGCGAAAAUAAACCAAUGCGCUCAGUUUCUCCAAGCGCCCAAGUCGUCUGUCGAGGAGAUACAACAAUUGGCUUGCUCUUGCUUCCGCUUGAACUCAUUACAAAUGGCCGCAUUACUGCAACAAGAGAAGAUACCUCGAAAUCUUGUGGACACUGCAAUAAGAAUGGCUGAGUCGGUAGCGGAUGAACUCACGCGAUCCGAUGGUCGGGAGGUUCGUCUAGAGGAAUCACCAGAAUUGCAUUUAGCUUUGCUGCUACCCGACGACGGUUUUAGCUGUGAUGUUGUGCGCGGUAUACCAUCCGGCUUAGUUGACUUUUUGAAUCCACUACAACAACAAGGCAUGUGCCGCCUGGCUGCGCAACCUACUUCUAUUGGUUUAUGGACUGUUUAUAUGCACCAGUUCAAUGCCCGGUCUUCCAGCGCUAUGUCCAACAAGCUACCGCAACCGGAGGUCCAGGUGAUAAAGUUGCAUAAAAAUGCAAAUGGUAUGGGUCUGUCCAUUGUCGCGGCAAAAGGAGCAGGCCAGGAGCGCUUAGGCAUAUAUAUAAAGAGUGUUGUGCUUGGCGGAGCCGCUGAUGCCGACGGCCGUCUGCAAGCAGGCGAUCAGCUCUUGCGGGUUGAUGGUCAGAGCCUCAUUGGCAUUACUCAGGAAAAAGCGGCAGACUAUCUCGUACGCACGGGACCGAUAGUCACUUUGGAGGUAGCAAAACAAGGGGCUAUUUAUCAUGGCUUAGCAACUCUGCUACAGCAGCCUAGCCCAGUAAUAGCGCGAGGUAAUCGCCGGAUGUCUGAACGUGACCUAACAAGAAUGGGCACAGCAGAUUCAAAAAAUUUUGGUCCCCUCAUACCUAACACCCAUUUAUCAAAUAGUAAAUCGGUACCUGCACUACAUCAUCACACUGGAAGUGGCACUAUUUCCAUGAACGCUUCGAAAUCCCGCAGCACUCACAGCCUUGUCACCAAUCCCAAUACCAACAGCAAUGUGGUUGGCGGAAUCAGCAGCCUAAACAACAACGAACAAGGCUUUUAUCAAAACCUAAGCGUUUACCGUGCACAAAAUCAAAGCCAACCGAUUUUAGCCGAAAGACCACCAAUGCAGUUACAUUCAACAAUGAAUACGUACAAUGGGAAUUCUCACAACGGUCCAAAUCCAAUAUCUUCAGCAAAAGGGACCGCGUCAAUGCAUCACCCUGCAUUUGUAUCACAACAACAGCAGCAACUGCACCAUUCAUCCAUAACUUCCCCCUUGGGAUCUAACAUGCCGCCGACCCGUCCAACAUCCGCCUAUUAUCAUAGUGCCUCCAACGCCAAUAGCAGCGGAGCAGCACCGACAAGCAAUGAUCAACUGCAACAGCACUUGGUCUCUCAACAACAACAAUUUACACACCACUCACUUAACAUGAGUGCUAGCAGUAGCAAUUUGAAUAGUGGCAACAUGUCAGCGACAGCUCUGCAACAAUACCAACAGCAUCAACAACAACAGAUUUUAUCAAAAAUGGCGCCACAAUCCUCACUAACGAUGGGAAACCGAUCAAGGAGCACUCAGAAUUUCAAUCGCGACAUGCAGAAUCAACAUAGUCUGCGCAUGCAACAAAUGAUGGCGCCUUCAAUGCCAAACAUAAGUAGCGCAUCCCAGCAGCAACACAUGUCAGCUAGCCAGAGUAUGCAGAAUGUAAAUAUGAGCGGUGCGGACCCUACACUAGGGUACCAAAAUGGCGCUGGAGGUGAUGGUUAUAUACAGCAGCAACAUUCACCUGCCGGGCAGACGUUUCGUCGCAAUCCAUUAAACGAGUUCAUGUCUCAGGGCGGUGGCGAUGGAACUCAACACUCUCCACAUAUAAUGCUGCAGCAACAGCAAAACUUUAUUUCGUUACCCCCGAAACCUGGUAGCUUGCAGAAAGUGUCACCUACGAAGCAGCAACAACAGACUCAGCAUUUACCACCCACAGCUCCGAAGCCGCAGACGAAUCGAAUACAACAGCAGCAAUUCAUGCAGCAUCAACAACAACAACAUCAGCAAACUAUGUACCAGCAGCAUAUUGAGGAUAAGCCACCGCUACCACCGACGGCCACGCAUCCGCUUUACAAACCGACGCAACAAAUAACACCUGGUAUGAAUUAUGUAGCCAGCACUUUAGACCCUCCGAAAGGUGGCUAUGUGCCUGUAUCCUCAACAGCACCAUUACAAAACCAGAAAAACUUCUUAGGGACCAAUCCUUGGGAGCGUGAAGAGCGCGAAAAGGAAGUGGAAAUGCGGCGUGAACAUGUGCGUCAAUGGCGGGAGCAACAAAUCGCCGAUAUUUCUUCCCUGCCACAAAGAACGCCACAGCAAGAAGAGCAACUCAAGACUCUUAUACUGGAACGUGAUUUUGAGCGGCGAGCUCAGGAGGCAGAAGAGCAUGAAGAUGAAAGUGAACCAUCGUACGAAAAGGAGAGCGCACAAGAAGUAUUCCGCCUUCAGACAAACAGCAUACAAAUGCCAGUGACUAACUUCAGACAAACAGAGAUAAAAACCUCGUCUGUGUUAGAUAAUAUUGGCGGAGGUACCAACAGCACGACCGGCUCUUUGGAGGAGUCGCCUUUGUCUUCGGCGCGCAGUUCAGCAGCUGUCGUAUCGGAUGCGGCGUCCGUGCUUCAGCAGCAGCAACCACCUCCUUUGCCAAGCAACCCACCGCCUGCGACAGGAGUGACCACGGCAGCAGCUACACAACCUAAAGGCAUUUUGAAGAACAAUCGCUACGAUGGGGCCAGCGGCGCCGCACCAUCCUCGCCAUCCAAAUCUCAAAAAUCGACGAGCUUUGCUGAUGAUCGACACUUGCAAUCCGAACACCCAAUAUCAAGUUUGGCCAAAAACUUGUCACAUAUAUCAAUCAGUAAUUCCGUUUCAACUGGCAUUUGCUCACCUACAACGCCUACUGUAGGUUCUUCAACACAGAAUACAAGUGUCGACAGUUCAACUGUUCCACCGCCUCCCCCGCCAGAGCGCAAUAGCUCUUAUCUCGUUAUGUCACAACAAAAAUUACGCAAUUCCUCCAUCGGUCUUUUAAAAACAGCUACGAGCAAUUCUGCUGAUUUACUUAACCAGAACCAAAACUUGGGGAAUAAUUCGAAUCUAUUGAAUAAUAAUGCCACCAUAAAUAAUAAUAAUAACACCAAUAGUUGUAGUUUAAAUUCGUCCACGUCAGCAGGGACUCCUGCUGGCGCAACAAUAAACAACAACAUCACCACUAAUAACGCGCAGUCCUUAACAUUGGAACUAUUACCAUCCAGUUAUAUGGGCAACAGUAGUAUGUUGCUACGAGAUAACAAACGUGUUUCAUUCCAUAACGAAGAGAACAACUACAUAGGGGCAGCUCAGUCGUAUGGAACAACCGGAACAGGGUCAUCUUCUGACAUGUACUCCAUGAAUAGCGACUCCCAAAUUCCUCUAGAUCUGGAUGCCAUACUCGAGGAUAGAAACCAUCGCGCACGUAUGUUUGAUAGCUCUGUUUUGGAAACAAUGCCAACAACUCCUGAUUCCGUUCUCUGGAAUACAACCGUGCAAUCAACCCCUGGAGUUAUUGGUGCUCAAGAAGUUUACAGGGAUCCACGCCAGCGGAGACUUGCUGAAAAACAGCAACAACAGCAACAACGAAACACCGAAGCUGUUCCAGAGAAAUUGUCUUUCAAAGAGAAAAUGAAGAUGUUUGCAUUGGAAUCGGGAGAAGAUCAUACGCCUAAAGAUAAACUGAAAAUCUCCAGAGCACAAAGAGAUAUUGAUGCGGUGCAUUGACUCAAGUACACUCAUAACGCAUGUACACAUCAUUAUAAUAAAUAUGCAAAUUUAAGACGAUAGUAGGAAGAAAAAUUAAAAGGACAAAUCUUUUAACGACAUUGCCAAAGUAGGCAAUAUAUUCAAAUAAAAUUACAUUUUAGAACAUAUGUACACAUAAAACAAAAAUUUAAAAAAGAAGAGGAGUUGAAACUAGAAUUCAGUAGAAAACAGUAAAUUUCUAUUAAUUUAACAAUUAUCUCAUACACACAAACCAAUUUAAGUUAGAACAUAAAAAUAUUAACACAAAUCAAUACUGUGCAUUAAGUAAAAUGUGAAAUAUUUUAAUUGAGUAUUCGAAGCUAAGAAAAAGCUAAUUCAAUUUUAUAAUUUUCUUUAUGUAAAAGAUAUUAGGCUUAGGAUCGUACGAAUACGACGAUGUGUGUGUAGUCGAAAAAUAAGAUGCAAAAUUAGUUUACCACUCGAAAUAUUUACCUACAAACUUUUAUUGAAAACAAAUAAUAUUCGUUAACAUAUAUAGGGAGUUCACAAGGUGUUGUAUACUGUCGCAUUGUUAUGGGUCGUAUUUUCGUAAUAUUACUAUUAUAGUUGGGAACCUUUACGAUUUACAGCUACACGACAGUUUACAACACCUUCUGAACUCCUAAUAGUAAUUUAUAGUAUUCAUGUUAUGGUCAUAUUCGGUUUGAAACUGAAACAGCAAAAAAGUACUAUUUUUCUUAUACUAACUUUUUGAACAAGUGGUCCAAUUACAAACAAUUUAUACACCAAUAAGCUAGUGUGUCUUAUUAUACACAACCAAACACGUAAAAUGUUUAUCUACUUAUACAUGAAUACAAAUACAACUGAGGAUAUAUUUUAUAUUCAAUUAUUAUAAAUGUAUAUUUUUUGCAGUCUUAAAAUAUAACUUAAACCGACGUUAGAAACAAAAACAAAAGCAAUGAUCAUUAUAAAAACAAAACACAACUUUAAUAAAAAGGAACAUAAGAAUGUUUCCUUACUAAUACAUACCUAUGGCUUUAAUGAAGAUAUCAUGAAUAAGGGAACCGAAUGGAUUAACUAUUUAAUGUAAAAAAAAUAAAAUAUAUUUUAGUAAUAACGAUGUGUAGAAAUUGCAAUGAAAAAAUGGUUAUGUUUAAAUAAAUCAAGAAAUUACGUGCAUUCAAGACACAACUAAUGUUUUGAGAAUUCGUAUGGAAAUUUGUUGAAGUAGAUGGGACAUCGAUAGUCUGGAAGUAUUGUGAACCAGCGAUAGUUUUUCGCAACUAUCGAGACU